Verticillium alfalfae VaMs.102 is the source of this 984-nucleotide messenger RNA. Its product is annotated as cyclopentanol dehydrogenase. The record is from RefSeq and is a predicted model, not a curated record. The transcript has 3 exons. Bases 1 to 984 code for a protein of 327 amino acids. Gene Ontology annotation, molecular function: oxidoreductase activity, acting on NAD(P)H, oxygen as acceptor. Gene Ontology annotation, cellular component: intracellular anatomical structure. Lineage: Eukaryota; Fungi; Ascomycota; Sordariomycetes; Glomerellales; Plectosphaerellaceae.
AUGUCUCUUGCAUCCAGAGUCGCUCCCAGGAUCGUAUCCUCCCAACGAACAGGCGCCUUCCUGCGACGAUCGAAAGCGUGUCAGGCACGAUUUUGCCAAAGCGGCGGCAAAAGAGCGUUCCAGCAGCACGCCGCCCAAGAACUCGCAAAACCCAUGAACCCCGAGCCCAGACACAACCCGACCCACGACCAGCCGCCCAAAGACUUCAACGUCGGCCAAAAGACGUUUGCCGACUUUGAUCUCAAAGAAAGGGUCUUCAUCGUCACGGGCGGAUCAAGCGGGCUCGGUCUGGAGCUGGCAGAGGCCGUCAGGGAAGCCGGAGGCAUAGUCUACUGCCUAGACGUAUCUCCGGAGCCCAGCGCCGAGUUCAUUGAAGCCCAGAAACGCAGCAGCACGCCGAGCCCGAGCGCCGGCUCGCUGACGUAUCGACAGCAAGACGUCGCCGACACGGAGGGCCUCGACCGGCAGAUCGCGUCCAUCGCCUCGACGCACGCGCGGCUCGACGGCGUCGUGGCGGCGGCGGGGAUCCAGCAGAUCAUGCCGGCGGCCGAGUACACGAUCGAGGACCUCAACCGCAUCAUGGCGGUCAACUACGCAGGCGUCUUCAUGACGGCGACGGCGGCGGCGCGGCAGAUGUUCAAGCACAAGUGCCACGGCAGCAUGGUCUUCAUCGCCAGCAUGUCCCGGGCCGCCGUGCUGCAGCUCGCGCGCAACCUCGCCAUGGAGUGGAGUCCGACGAGGGAGGACGGCAGCGGCGGCAUACGCGUCAACUGCAUCAGCCCCGGCCACAUCUUGACGCCCAUGGUGCAGAAGAACUUUGAGGAGGUCCCGGGACUCAGGGAAAAGUGGGAGUCGGAGAACACGAUGGGCCGCCUGGCUGAGACGCGCGAGUUUAAGGGGGCUGCCCUGUUCCUGCUCAGCAACGCGAGCAGCUUCAUGACGGGCAGCAACCUCAUCAUGGAUGGAGGUCACACGGCGUGGUGA